AUGGCUUCUUCUUGCAAUAGAUUCAUGAACAGAUCCUCCGUCUCUUCUCUCAGAUCCGUCAUCAGAUCUUCGCUUCUCAAAUCUCCAAUUGGCUCCGGAUCUUCUCCUACCUCCGCCUCAUCCGCCGGAUUUCGUAUCCCGUCUAAACCCGCCGCUUCUCCCAGAUUCUCCUUCUCCAGGUGUCCAUCUGAGCUUGGUUGUGUUCAGUCUCUGUUACCGCUUCACAGCACUGUGGCUGCCGCUCGUUUGACGUCUUGCCUUAGCACAACUUCCAGAAGCAGCCGAGCUCUCUCUCAGGGUACUCUCUGCUGCACCUGUCCCGACCUCUAA
This is a messenger RNA of Arabis nemorensis, 330 nucleotides long. The record is from the annotation of a GenBank genome assembly. NCBI's taxonomy places the organism in Eukaryota, Viridiplantae, Streptophyta, Magnoliopsida, Brassicales, Brassicaceae.